This is a messenger RNA of Vanessa atalanta (red admiral), 7778 nucleotides long. RefSeq names its product RNA-binding protein Musashi homolog 2 (gene msi). The coding region runs from base 32 to 1261 and encodes 409 amino acids. The record is from RefSeq and is a predicted model, not a curated record. Lineage: Eukaryota; Metazoa; Arthropoda; Insecta; Lepidoptera; Nymphalidae. The transcript is spliced from 5 exons. Gene Ontology annotation, cellular component: cytoplasm. Gene Ontology annotation, molecular function: RNA binding.
CAUUUGCAAGGCUACGCAAUUGAUUCAAUUGAUGGACGCUGAAAGUGGCUUGUGGCGUGGUGACGUCACGGCGCGGGGAGGGCGUGCAGUCAGUGUACGGCCGGCCGCCGAACCGAACGGAAGGGUGCACGAUGUGCGCGCGGUGAACAAAACAAUCGCGAUGCUGUUCGAGAGUCCCAACGCGAAAUUGUACCCGGCUUUCAACAUCCCGCCGCCCGUUAGGCUGAGCGGUGCGUUGGGCGGGCUGGAGGUAGUAGACGGUGGUCUGGUUGGCGGCGAGCUGGCGGCGCACGUGCUGAGCGCGCAGGCGGCUGCCCACGCCGCUGCAACAGCCGCUCAUCAACAGCAACAACAGCAAAUUGCUGUGCAACAAAUAACAAUAUCUUCACCCAUCACAGAGACAUCACCGUCAUCCGGUCGCUCGACACCAGUGGCUACCACAGCAGGCACCACGUCACCGUCGCCGAGCAAGCUGUUCGUCGGCGGUCUCAGCUGGCAGACGAGUUCUGAGAAGCUCAGGGAAUACUUUGCUAUGUUUGGCCCCGUCACCGAUGUGCUAAUCAUGAAGGAUCCGGUCACACAGCGCUCGCGCGGCUUCGGCUUCAUCACGUUUCAGGAGGCCUCCUCCGUCGAUAAGGUCCUCGCCGUGCCGGUGCACACGCUGGACGGCAAACGCAUCGACCCGAAGCACGCGACUCCCAAAUCGGCCCCCAAGCCCGCAAAAACCAAAAAGAUAUUCGUCGGGGGCGUCGGCCAGGACACCUCCGCCGACGAGGUCCGCGCCUACUUCUCGCAGUUCGGGCUCGUCGAGGACGCCGUGAUGCUGAUGGACCAGCAGACGAAGCGCCACCGCGGCUUCGGCUUCGUGACGUUCCACUCGGAGGAGGCCGUCGAGCGCGUGUGCGACAUCCACUUCCACACGAUCAAGAACAAGAAGGUGGAGUGCAAGCGCGCGCAGCCCAAGGAGGCCGUGGCGGCCGCGCCGCUGGCGCUGGGCAAGCGGCUCGUGCUGCGGCCCGGGCGCGGCCUGGUGUACGCGGGCGGCGUGGGCGGCGUGCCGGCCGUGGGCGCGCACGCCUACCGCUACGCGCCCUACGCGCUGCCGGCCGCCGCGUCCACCGCGCUCGUGGCGCCGCCCGCGCCCGCGCCCGCGCCCGCGCUGCCGCAGUUCGGCGCCGCCUACUCGCUGGCCGGCGUCGACAUGUCCUCGUUCCAGGGCGUCGACUGGAGCGCCAUGUACGGCGUGCCCAUGUACAUAUAAGCGCCCGCGGCCCUUUCGUUUUCCGAACAGUUCCUACGCUUCAUUUCGGAUUUGGCGUCGUCUUGCCGCGUCGCGAGGUCCGCGUCCGCGAGCCGCGCGUCCGCCGCCGGCGCGACGCUCGGCCCGACGCGGGACCCGAAGCGAAGAAUACGCAUUUUUUUUAAAGUUAAAUAUAAGGCGAAGAUCUCAAAUAAUUUAGUUUGAAAUUUGAGGAAAAAGAAACUGAUUUUUUUCUUAUUAUAUUUUGUCUUGGAUUUUGUAAUAGUUUGUAGCAUAGGUAGUGCACGAUCGUUGGCAAUAUGAUGAAUAAUAAUUAUUUAUACUUUGUGAGGAGUGUACGCGAUGAAUCUCAUUACAGCUAUGUAUCUUGUAACCUCUCGGAGCCGCGCCCGGCGCGUCCGGCGCCGUGUGACGUGCGUCUCGGUCCGUGGCGACAUCUUCCCUCGUACGUAAACCUCGAAUCAGUAUUAGAUUUUCGUGCCAUUUAUGAGAAUUGUGCCAAAACGACGUACCGAAUAUCGUACCGCGCCUAAUCAGUCGGCGGUUUACGAUUACUAAGAAAUCUAUUUAAACCGGUGACAUUUUUCGGCUAAAUUAUUCAAAAGACAUUUCCCGAACGUAGCAAUGACGUCGCUGACGUCACGCAAACGUCAAUGUGUCCGUAUGUCACACGCACGUCACGCGGCGCCAGCGGCAGCUCACUCAUACAUAUCUAACUCGUAAAGCAAUCAUUACAUGGCAUUGUAUGUAUGAUUUAAGUAGUUAUUACACCCUUGAUUGCAGUGGAUUUUGAUGUGUGCUUUGUAAAUUUCCUUUCUUUUACGAAUAUGCUUAAUCUGUAUACUAUUUUCUUAGACGUAUAUAUGAUGAUUUCCAGAUUGAGCUACGCUGUUGCUCCCUCAAUGCGAGUGUUGAUUUCUCUUCUCUGAACUAACUUUUUCUAUCUUGAAGAGCUUCAUUGUGGUAUCGCUUUUAAAAUUUCAAUCAGAUUUUUAAUAAAAUUUCUCGUGUCUCGGAGCCCUGAAUGAAUUAUUUCGUUGCCUGCAGGUAAUUACCUACUUACCGUACACCGUAUAGGUUAAUCCCCUAUACGGUGUACGGUAGUACAUUAAAUAAAAGUUUUUUUUUGUCAUCUAAAAUUUAACAAUUAUUCCUUUAUAUAUUUUCCCUGAUCUAUUUUUGUUGCAUAUAUCGAAAUAUAUAAGUAAAUAAACACGAAAAUAUUAAGGUUUAGUUUAUACAGAUGUAGAUUUCAACACUCACUCAUUUUUUUUCUCUUUAUCACGUUAUACGUUAAACUAGAAUCGAAAAACAAAGCCUAAAACUGAGAGGCUUCACACAGGUAUAUAUCGAAACCACUGCGAUUUGCGGAAGAGCCCACUAAUAUCUGUCAAGUUCAAGCAAUAAUAGAUCUUAUGUAAAAGUUGUGACGGAGGAAAAUCGUUUGUCUUGAUAGAUUAACCAUCAAAUGCACGUUUUGGGCGUGCACUAAAACACUUGGAAUUAAUUAUCAUUGGUUUCGCAACAUUACUCUUAACGAUUUUCUAGAAAAUCUCAUGGAAAAAAUUUAUGUCGAGGAUAAAUCGAUUUUAUGAGUGAAAAUUGUUUUAUUAAAGCUCUGUACCGAGAAAAUGCUGAAAUGAAAAUGGUUACGCGAAAGCAAAAUUAAAAAUGAUAUUUCUGGCAGCUACGACGCGUAAAACGUUCAUUUCGAUGGUUCCACGGCGCCGUUUAUGGGUGAUUUUAGAGAGUACGUUAAUUAAUUAGUUUAGCAAGUUAUAAGGGAAUGCGAACUAACACCCAGAGUGUACCGUGACAAUAAGCUAAGUAUUAAGCCGCUGUAGUGGCCGCUUGUCUAUGCCUGGAUAUUAAUUAAAUUUAAAAACUGAACGUUCUAUUAUAUCUAUGUGGUUCACUUAAUUGUAAUUAUCUGAAAAGUUUGCCCAACGUCGGGCGCCACUUUUAUAAAUGCUCUAUACAGCCUGUGAAUAAAGGCUUUCGGUAUUACUAGGUAGGUAUAUUCUCUUUUGUUUGAAAGUAGGUGCAGGAAAAGUGACCCAGAUUGUCGUUGCAGCGGCAUUGAUGUGCUUUUAUCCUAAUACGCCGUACUUUGCAUCGCGAAGAAAAUGUUUUUCUUUGACUAUUUAAAAAUGUCCCACAUCGGGCGCCAAAUUCAACUAUUUUUUUUUUUUGACAUUGUAUGCUCAGUGAAUUUAUUGGCUUACAUAUCCCAGUGAAUUAAUUAUAUUAAUUUUUCAAUCGAGAGUUCUUGAUUUUUUUUAAUUAUUCAGAACGACAAAAACUAGAGUGUGUUGCUUUACAGUAUGUAAAACUUUUUUUUCUUUUGACGGUUCACGUUUACAAAGUACUUAAUUUGAAAUAACUGUAGGUUAGGAAUUUAUAAAGCAAUACUCGAAUCUUAAACACUGUGAUUAGAAAAAGUAUUAUAUUAAUUAUUAUAUUAAAAGACGAUUGAUGGUUGUGUUCGUGCAAUUCCUAGUUUUUAAGUCUAAAUUUUCGGGACUUGGUCCCCGCAGUAUUGUAUGCACUUCCGAGUACUUAAAAGGUUAACGAAAUUGACAAAGGUCAUGUCUAUAGCUCGUAUCCAUCAAUGGAUAUCAAUUUAGCAGGUAAUAAUUAAAGCAAUAAUAAUCGUAGUUUUUUUGUUAUCUAGCAAUUAUUUACACAUACACAAUACAAGUAUAUUCAAGUACGAGUUAUAGACAAGAUAAUCGUCAACUAAACUUAGUGACAUGUACUUGCCAUUGCCAGGCAAAGACAAGCGGCGGAGUAGAGCUAUGCAUGCGGUAGCUUGGUCGACCACAUUCCCUCGCCGGUCGACUCACUUAUAGAAAUAUUGGCUUGUAGAAUGUUUUAGAAGGUUAUAUUUUAGUUUUUUUUUUUCACUUUUUUUUUUUAAUCAGCGGCAACGCUUUUUUUCUUUAUUAUUAUGACAAACAAGGAUGACUAUAAUGUCCUAAGAGUAAGAAUCUCAAUUUGUUUUAUUAUGUUUUUUUUUCAAGAUUAUCAUUCUAUAAGCCAAAAUUUUUCGAAUGCUAUUUCACAUGUAUACACAUCCCUUAUUAUUAUAGCAGUAUUCUUUAUAUUAUAAGUAGGCUAGAACCUUCUGAGAUUGCUUGCGAUUGCUGCAUUUUGAGUGUCUAUAAAUAUUUACCGUCUAAAGUAUUGACGAUUUAUUUUUACAAUUGACAAUCGUAUUUUUUUUUUACAUUAAAUUGAUUUUAAGAUGACACUCGAAGAUGCGGAGACCGCUUCGCCCAUUGAUAACACCUUUUGUAUAUUAGCAUUUUUCCCCUGAAAAUUUCAGUAUUAGAUGGUUGAUAUAAUAUUAUUGUGAUGUCUUAUAUUUCACUAGUAACCCCUCCGCAGGCGGCCGCUCGAUAUCUUGCCAAAGUAUUGAUAGAAGCGGAACCGUCUCUAGAAAUAUGUACUUAAUUUUUUAUAUCCAUAUGUAUAUUUAACGAAACCUCGACAACCGAACAGUUGUUGGGAUUUCAUACGCUAACAAAUAUUUAUAUUUUUUUUCUUUUUUAAAACACUUGUAUUAGUUUGGUAACAGGGCUAGUGAGUGAGAUGAGAGAGUCGCUCGCUGGCUUUUAGAAGUAGUUUUGUAUUUAGUGGUCUUAGUGUUUUGCCCGUACAUAACUUGUAUGUAAUGGAGCACCUAGAUACCCAAUGUGUCAUUACAUGAAUAAUAUUAGAAAAUGUGUGUUUUAUUUCAUAGUACCGAGGGAAGGUUUGUGCUGGGUUACUAUUUCACGGAAUCCUUAGUUUAGUUUGCACGUUGAGUUUACCUUGUGUUUACGUAGAGUUAAUUUUUUAAUAAAACGAUGUCCCAAUUCGGGCGCCAAAACUUCGAAUGGAGUGGGGGGAGUAUCCACAGGUCAUCGCGAUGGUAAGUCGGCUUAGAUAGAACUCAUCGAGGCAUGUGAACUCAUCGAAUAGUAGCAAAAGCGUCUUUGUGACUAACAAAUCUCAAUUUCCGAUCUCCUAAGGCAUGGUUGGCAUGGUAUAUUCAUACGUAAAUACAAACAUAUAUCUUCCAAAUUCACUGUCAAUUCUUUCAACGGGCGUUUGCCACACGUUGGUUGUGAAACGUGCUAUUACGAUAUUUUUCUUAAAGCCAAAUUGUAUAUUGGAUUUGAGAGAAAUAUUAGGACCUAGACACGUAGUGUAGACCUUAUAGUGACGCUUCGCUUAAUAACUACAGUCUUCCUGAUUUGCCAAAAAUAGGCCAAAGUUUGCAUUUUUUGCUCAAAUUAACAAUUCUCGAUGCUAAAAAUGAUCGCAGCCUUGAUGUUUGAAUCAGAAACGUUGUAUAGAUAUUGUGAUUAAAGUCAUUUUGCGAAACAAAAUGGCCGUUGGCUGCGAUGGAUCCCUGGCAGGAAGAUCUAAAGUAGAUUGUUUUGCCAAGAAAAGCCCGCAUACGCCAGAGUAGUAUAAGGAUAAGACAAUAAUAAAGGGAGACGUUGCCAACUACGACGCUAUAAUCUAAUUUAUUGCCAUAGACGAAAAUUACAUUCCUGUCUAGUCAUUUUAAAUAGGUUUUUUUUUUUAUAAUUCGAACGUUGUUGGUUAUUUGGAAAGAUAUCCACUAAAAGUCUAAUCUUGCUCAACUUAUCUUGCCUAGUUGUAGUUUGUUCUAUUUUAUCUACGAAAGCUUCGCAGUAGUCAUGUGCCAUACACCAUACAUGCCAUAGCACAGCAACGGUAACGUUACGAUAGUGAUGUACCACAUUGCUUCACGCGAUUCCAGGUUUACUGGACCAAUGUAAACAGAAGUAAAAAUAUAUUCUUAAUUAUUAAUAAGGUUAUAAUAUAUACAUGGAUUAAUAUACAACUUUUGGAUUGGUAUAAUAUAAAGUAUGUUAUGAAAAAAAAAAUUAAAAUUAUGUUGUGUGUUUUAAAUGUACGGCAGAUGCUAGAGUAGUUAUGUAGUGUAGUGAUUUUGAAAAUUUACAUAUAUAAUAUUAAACAUAAGUAACUAAUCGAAAGCAAUAACAUUAUUAUUAUAUUAAUACAGCACGCGCGCGCUGCGGCUAUACGACACGUGUAUGAUAAAAUAUCUAAUUAAAAAAAAAUUGCACCUCUUUCGAACGCUCAAUUCAACAUGGCGGACACGGCAGCGCGCGCUAUACAUGUUAGAUUAUUAUUAUACACACAAGCAUACAAAAUAUUACAAUAUUUUUGUAUAAUAGGAUUGGUGUAAUCAGUAGCGAGUUGGUAUUUGUAUUUUAAAGUUAAUAAUCGUGAUAAUUAUUCGAACACUUGUUGAUAAGUGAAAUAUGUGAUUUAAUAUGUUUAAAAACGUAGAGCGUGGGAUACGCCGCUUGGGGCGUGCGGUCAUGUUCUCGUAAUAAGACGUGCGCGCACUGUGGUAAUACCGAAUGAAAACCCCACUAUAAGCACCCUUGAAUGGGUUUUCUAUUUUUUAAGCAUAUAUUGUUACCUACAAUGCGCGUUAAAUCUCAAACAUGGCGGCAAAUAUAGACUUGAAAUAAUGCUAUUGUGUGUUUACAUCGCAAAACGAUACGACGCGAUUUAAUUAAAAUAAGUUUUUAGAUUGUUGCGAUGACGAUCAGUUUUAAAACUACUUUGUAACUUAAGUAAACGUGUUCUAAAGGCUAAAGUUAGUAUCAUAAUGUCAAGACGGAGAUGUCGUGGUUUAUCGCGAUAAUCGCACUUUAGUUAAGUACCUGUAUAGCGCAUCGCAACUAUCGCAAAACUUAAAUUUGUACCCUAACUAGAGGCUGUAUUUACAUUCCUUUUAUGUAUAUUAUUUGGUUGAUUGCAUUUUACGGUAGUACCUAUUUAAAACAAUAGUUUACCAUAGACAACGUAGAUAUGGGCUGUUUUUUUAUAUCCACAAAAUGCUAAUAGGCAAACAUUGUGCAAUAUAUAUAUAAUCGAUUUUUUUUAAUUGUAUAAUCUGAUAAGGAUGCCCGUAGUUUGGGAUGAAUUGGGGUCUGUAGAUGAGAGUAGAGUUUUCGUUUUUUUUUUUUAUAUACAUCAAAAUUAUUUCCAGGCAUAGACAAUUUUAUUCUUUUUAGACAUCAUACUGAAGCAUGUUAGUAAAAACGUACAAAUAUCCUUUAUUUGUUACAAGAACACUAAUAUUAUUCCAACUUUGGACAAGUAAACAGUGAUAUCUACUAGAAUGAGACUGUCUAUGCGCUUGAAAACACAUUUAAUAUUAGCUUCGUUUGCAGAGUAAUUAAGUUAACUGAAUGUUAUGUAACAGGUAUCCGAUACAAUCCAUAUAUGUAGAUCUGUAUGUAUUUUGGUACUGCGCCUUUUUUGUCUGGAAAGCAGCGUUUGAAAAGACGACGCUAUCAAAAAAGACGUAAUAGUCUAUAGACAUCCGGGCCGUCUAGAGGCCCUAGCUAGACGCAGUAGAAUGCGUUAGCGCCGGCCGCGCGCCUCCUUCAACGCCUUUAAAUACCUAUGGUUCAUCUUCACUUAGUCGAAUAUUAGAAAUAAAUGGUAAAAAAACACA